This is a messenger RNA of Vigna umbellata (rice bean), 1368 nucleotides long. NCBI's taxonomy places the organism in Eukaryota, Viridiplantae, Streptophyta, Magnoliopsida, Fabales, Fabaceae. The record is from RefSeq and is a predicted model, not a curated record.
AUGGAACAGAUCUACAAUGCCAAGAGGUGCCCUGAUGAUAAUAAACUCGCAUUCAUUGAGUAUCUGUUGACUGGAGAGGCCAGUCACUGGUGGGCGAGCAUGAAGAUGAUCUUAGCAGACACUCAAAGCCCCAUUACAUGGGAAGUAUUCAGAAGCAAAUUUUAUGAAGAAUACUUUCCAGAUAGUUUUCGUUUCGCCAAGGAAGUGGAGUUUCUGCAACUGGUACAAGGUGGGAUGUCCGUAUCAGAGUAUACAUAUAAGUUCAAACACUUGGUUCGUUUCAACACUACGGCUACGAGCGAAGAAUGGCAGUGUCGUAAGUUCAAAAAUGACCUGAGAAGUGAAUUGAAGUUGUUGAUUUCUAGCCUGUGCAUCAAGUCUUUUCCUGCUAUGGUUGAUCGAGCCAAAGUGUUGGAGAAGAAUGUAGCAGAAGUGGAACAACAGAAGAAACAACAAGUGGCUAGAGGGCCGAUCUUGUCAAGAAACAAUGCGAACCUGAGAAGGACACCUUACGUUCGACCAGCACAAUCAGUGAAUCCAAGUGUAUCUAAAGCAGUGGUGGCUGUCGGGCAGUAUGGACAACAAGGAAAAGUGACCUAUUUCCAGUGUGGAGGACCACAUUACCGCUCGUCAUGUCCUCAGCUGAUAGGAGGAAAAUUUUGCACUCGUUGUAGGAGAAACGGACAUCUGGAGAAUGAGUGCAACAUGGGGGAACGAGCGGUGAUGAGAUCACUGAACGCGGGAAGGAAUCAACCGAGAGGUGGUGGUAGAGCUGAAGCAGUUGGACGUGUGUAUGCUAUAACCGGCGCAGAGGCAGCAAGCUCAGGUAAUCUCAUAAUCAGUGAAUGCUUGUUGUAUGGUAGAUCUUGCUGUGUAUUGUAUGACUUAGGAGCAACACAUUCCUUCAUCUCGACGGCGUGCAUUGGGAAACUGGGUUUAGUGGAGAGAGAGAUGCAGUUCGACCUGGCGGUGUCAACCCCAGCAGCUGGUGAGGUUAAGACGUCCACGGUGUGCAUUAGAUGUCCUAUAGAAGUGGAAGGGCGUAAGUUUAAAGUUAAUCUCAUCUGCUUACCUCUUCAAAGUUUGGAGGUGAUAUUAGGGAUGGAUUGGUUAACUGCCAAUCGCAUUUUUAUAGAUUGUGGAGAAAAGAAGUUGGUGUUUCCGGGUGAAGAAGAAGAAGAGUUAGAACAAAUGGCACCUAGACCCCCUCCUCUACCUCAACUCACCGACCGUGAUGUGUCCGACAACACCAGGUUGUUGGAAUCGGUGAUAGAAAGGCUACAACAGCAGAAUGCUACCCUAAUGCAGCAGAACGCGAAUGCUUUACAGAGUUUGGAGGCCGUUCGCGCAAACUCUGAAGCUACUUAG